CUUCAGUGCUCCCAGCCCUUCUCCCCAGAGGCUUUUCCCACUGGGUUUAACCUCCUCUCUUGCACCUCCUUCUCCUUGGAGCAUUUUCUCAUCCCUCUGGGCUGACUUUUCUCCCAGCCUGUUGCUUUUUCUCCUCGAUGGAGAAAGCAGCAGCAGUAAGCCCAGCCCCUUGGUUUUUCCUCUGCCGUAGCGAGAUGAUUCAAAAACCACAUUUAGCAUAGCCUGACCUUUGCUUUGCACACAAACUGUUUCAAACCAGCUCCAAAAGCUGCCACAGCAGUUGAGAAUUGACUGCAAACCUUUGGGGAGCAGGUAGAGCAUGGUGCCUUCGCCAUCACCUGCCUACAGGGCUCUCUUAAAAAAUCCCCACUGCUCUGGGUUUUUUCCGCAAAAAUAAUAGGAAAAAACCCAUCAAAAAACGCUCUUCCUGCUUGGAAACUCUGAAGCAUAAAGCUUAAAGCAACCACUGGUUUCUCGAGGUGGUCUCUCACCCCUUUGCCUUGCCUACAAGCCCAAGCAGGCACCCGAGCUACUGGGGUGCAGCCAAGCGUUGGGAGCGUGGCCGUCGGGCCAUCCCUCCCCGAAUGUGACGAUACGCAGCAGCUUGAGGAAGUCACUUUCAGCCGACGUCGGCUCUCGCAGGAGCUUGAGCCGCACUCCCUGUAGAUGGUAGUGGAUGUGAGUGAGCCCCUGGGUCUGGCACGUCUCUGCUUGCAAUGGGGAAAGGAGCACAACAGCCACGUUCUUCAGACCAAGAGGAAGUGUUGAACAACUGCAACGAUAUAGAGAAAGAUUGCAAGUGGGGGUCCAACACCAAGAAGCCCGACCGGGAAAGAUCCCGCUCGUCUCGGGUUUUCGUCCCUCUGUGUGUGGUGCUGGUGCUCCUCGUCUUCGUCCUGCUGGUGGCCUUGACUGUUUUUUCUUUUGCAGUUGUCCAUUCAGGAUCCCGUUUGCCUCAGCCUGACUUCUCCCACGUGUGCCCAGACGCCUGGCUUGGUUUCCAAGGGAAAUGCUAUUAUUUUUCUGAGGCUGAGAGCAAUUGGACCACCAGUCAGGAAAGCUGCGAGGCCCUGGGAGCUUCACUGGCCCUCAUAAACACAAUGGAUGAGCUGACCUUCAUUAAACGCUAUAAAGGCGAAGCUAACCAUUGGUUUGGGCUGCGAAAGGAGAAGGAUGACAGCUGGUGGUGGACCAACGGCACAGCCUUCAACAACUGGUUUGAGGUGCGGGGUGGUGGGCCCUGUGCAUACCUGAACCACGAGAGGAUCAGCUCAUCCCUGUGCCACACCAAGAAGAACUGGCUGUGCAGCAGACCCGACAAUUACAUCCUCUGGAAGCAAAAAGCAUAUCCAUAAUAAAAGACCCCAUAAACAGGA
This is a messenger RNA of Haliaeetus leucocephalus (bald eagle), 1376 nucleotides long. Its product is annotated as C-type lectin domain family 2 member D-like. Bases 717 to 1355 code for a protein of 212 amino acids. The transcript has 6 exons. The record is from RefSeq and is a predicted model, not a curated record. Lineage: Eukaryota; Metazoa; Chordata; Aves; Accipitriformes; Accipitridae.